Molecule: messenger RNA, 1296 nt
Organism: Rotaria sp. Silwood1
Lineage: Eukaryota; Metazoa; Rotifera; Eurotatoria; Philodinida; Philodinidae
Source: the annotation of a GenBank genome assembly
AUGUAUGCUGAUCAUAGACUUCGUUUCUGGCCGUUUCGAAAUUCUCUUAGUGAACCUUUCUAUUCAUAUGAUGAGGAUAAUCUAAUUGAAACAACCGCUGUUUGUGACCGUUAUUCCAAGCGUCUUCAUCAAGAGUAUCCUUUACCAUCAGAUAUCUAUUGUCAUUCAAACACAUAUAAACCAACUCGGUCAUGGCCAAUAUCCAGUCGAUAUCGUAGUUUUAAUACGCAUCAUUUUAAUGAUAUACGUCCUAUUUUACCAAGACCUAUAUCACCAGUUGAAUUUCCACGCAUUAGUCUUGAUCGUUAUCGACCACCAUUUUUUUGUAAAAAUUGUUGUCGUUAUGAUUUUUCAAAUUUGAAUUUAUAUAAUCGUGAACCAUCAUUUUUUCCUUUAGCACAUAAUUAUUAUCGUUUACAAACUGAUUAUGAAAAAUUUCAUACAAAUAAAAUUUAUACUACAAAACGAAUUAAUUUAAAACAACGUUGGAAAAUUUAUGGUUUAAUAUUAAUAUUUUAUUUUAUGCUUAAGAAAAAUUUACGUUUAGCUAAACAAAAAGAUACAUAUUAUCAUCUUGAUUAUCGUCGUAUUCGUUUUCUUGAAUUAUUAACAGCUGUACAUCGUGUUUAUCUUGAACCAUAUUCUUCUAUAAAUAAAGCUCUAUCAUAUGUGGUUAAUAACUCAUCGAAAUUAUUAAAUGAAGAACAAUUAUUUCAAUGUGCACGAACAAUUAUAAAUGAAAUAACAAGUUUUUUACCUAGUGAGGGUAUUUUAGGUACAAAUAGUGAUGAAUCUGUUUUAAUUUAUUUACUGAAUUGUGCUCUUGAACAAUAUCCAUCAACAUAUUUUUGGUCUAUUGAAAGACAUCUUCUUUCAAUAAGUCAUUUAAAAAUGAAAGAACAUGGUUUUUUACAAUUAGAUCAUUUUACAUCAAAAUUUCUUCUUAUAUCAACGUUUAUAUUUCAUUGUCUAAUUAAAACACUUUUAUUAAAACCAGUUAAAUUUCGUUUAAUACGUGGACAACUUAAUCGUACACAAUGGUUGAAUACACGUUUACUAUCAACAAUAAUUCUUUACAUAGGACGUCAUGCUGUUCUAUAUAAAGAACAAAAUCGUUUACCUAUGCCAUUUCCCUUUGAAAUGAAAAAUUAUUUAAUGAAUGAUGAGAAAUUAAAGGAAAUUUUUAAACAUAUUGAACAAUUAAUUGAAUCUACAACACCAAAACUUAGUUCAUGGGCUUGUGAAUAUGCUGAACGAUUACAAUGCCAUAUAAGAACAAUGAAAACACGAUUAUAA